CAUUGAUUGUAGGGUGAUACUUAUUGUAAUACAUAGUCCGGUUCAUUCCGAAUCGAAAUGAUUUCGUCAAAUUUGUUUAUUGCGUUUUUGUGUGGUUUACUAUUGAUCCUAGUAAAAUGGUGUUACAAACAUUACAGAAUUUUGAAACACAUGUUGAAGUUUCAAUAUCCGAAGGAUACUACCACUCUUUUUGGAAACAUGCAUGUCCUCGUUAAAACCGCAGAUGUUAUUCAUCAAUCAUUGAGAAAUUAUGCAAAAGAAUUUUAUCCGCACUAUAGACUGCGCAUAUUGCACUCUAUAUCUGUUAAUAUAGUGUCACCUGAGGACUGUGAGAUUUUCAUGAGUACUAAAAAACAUUCAACUAAAAGUGAAGUUUAUGAUAAUUUGAAGAACUGGUUGAAAGAGGGGUUGCUCCUGUCAAGUGGAGAAAAAUGGACGGAAAGAAGAAAAAUCUUGACGAAUGCAUUUCAUUUCAACAUUUUAAAAGAUUUUGUCAAUGUUUUCAAUGAGGGAACUGCAAACACAGUGGAUUUGAUAUCAACGAAAUGUUCAGAACCCAUUGAAGUCGGUCUAAUAGUUGCGGAAUUCACUCUCAAAAGCAUAUGUGAAACUGCUAUGGGUUACAAAUUGAAUACACAAGAAGAACACUCGAGAAAUUACAUAAAGGCGGUACACGAAAUCGAGAAAUUAUUUCUACAUAGAAUGAUGAGACCAUGGCUUCAAAUACCACUUAUUUAUUGGUUCUCCCCCAUAUCUAGAACAGAAGCCCAAAAGCUGAAGGUUCUGCAUGGAUUCACUAGAGCAAUAAUCAAAAAACGUAUGGAUUCGUUUGAAUGUGAUGUAAUUUCUUCCCAAUCCGAUGAAAGAUCAGAAGACAAACUUCAAAAUAAAACAAAGCGACGACGACUGGCAUUUCUUGAUGUUUUGCUGCAAGCGAGGGCACUUGAUGGAUCAAUAGAUUAUGAAGGGAUUUGCGAAGAAGUUGACACUUUCAUGUUUGAAGGUCAUGAUACAACAGCGGCAGCUAUAGGUUUCUGCCUGAUGUUGAUUGCAAAUCAUCCUGAAGUUCAGGACAACAUUGUGGAUGAAAUGAUGAAAGUAAUGGAUGGAAAAACGACUAAUCCAAAUUAUGAUGAUCUGCAGAAAAUGGAAUAUAUGGAAAGAUGUAUCAAGGAAACUCUGAGGCUUUAUCCAAGUGUGUUUUUCAUUUCAAGAAUUGCGGAUGAAGACACUGUAUUGAAUUCGGGAAUGUUGGUCCCAAAAGGAACACUCGUACAUAUACAUAUUUACGACGUCAUGAGGAAUCCAGAGAUUUUUCCUUCUCCUGAUAAAUUUGAUCCCGAUAGAUUCUUACCAGAAAACUGUCAACAUAGACAUCCUUUCGCAUAUAUUCCGUUUAGUGGUGGUCCAAGGAAUUGCAUUGGUCAAAAAUAUGCCAACCUGGAAAUCAAAGCUUUUCUAUACGGAGUCCUUAGAAAAUUUAAGCUAACACCUGUAGAUACUCCAGAAUCUCUUGUGCUAAAAUCAAAUCUAGUACUCAGAGCUGACAGAAUCAGAAUGAAAUUCACACCCAGAAAUCAAGAAUAGCAUAUUACAGUUAUGAAUAAAUAAUUGUUAGUUAGUAAUUAAUAUUUCAAUAUACAUAUACUACAAU
This is a messenger RNA of Harmonia axyridis, 1654 nucleotides long. RefSeq names its product cytochrome P450 4C1-like. NCBI's taxonomy places the organism in Eukaryota, Metazoa, Arthropoda, Insecta, Coleoptera, Coccinellidae. The transcript is spliced from 8 exons. Bases 58 to 1587 code for a protein of 509 amino acids. Gene Ontology annotation, molecular function: oxidoreductase activity, acting on paired donors, with incorporation or reduction of molecular oxygen; heme binding; iron ion binding. The record is from RefSeq and is a predicted model, not a curated record.